Mercenaria mercenaria is the source of this 895-nucleotide messenger RNA. Its product is annotated as EMILIN-2-like. The coding region runs from base 129 to 875 and encodes 248 amino acids. The transcript is spliced from 2 exons. Gene Ontology annotation, molecular function: protein binding. The record is from RefSeq and is a predicted model, not a curated record. Lineage: Eukaryota; Metazoa; Mollusca; Bivalvia; Venerida; Veneridae.
CAUGUGAUUGCCGGUACAAUACCGAUUGGUUGACAGUAAAGGUAGUCACGAACUACAGUGAUAUUUAAUCUAGAUAUUUGCUAACUUAUUCAUACCAGUAAGCAAACUAGUUUCACGCUGUCAAAAGAAUGGAAAUUACACAAUUUACUUUUGCGCAGUUUGUGUUAGCUGUUACGGCUAUCCACUAUUCCUUGGCUUAUAAUUCGGAAUGCGAAUGCUCCAAAAUUCCAUUGGAAGAACGGUUGUUAGAGAAAAUGGUGAGAAUAGAAUUCAGUUUAGAACAGAUGGAGAAACAAUUAUAUAAAACACAAGACAGUGUUUCACGCCUCGAAGAAGAGCAGAACCGAAGGUCCGAAGGAUUUCCUGAUACCAUUUUGGCGAAAAUAGAAAACGUCUCGGCAAAAAUGGAAAACUUCUCGGUGACAAUGGAAAACAAGACCGCCGAACUCGCUAUACUUGAAGAGAGAGUCCGGGUUCCACUGGUAGCAUUUAGCGCAUACAACCCCGAUGAUAAAAGCCCAAGUGUAAAUCAAGUCCUUGUAUUCAAAGUCAACCCGCUUAACGAAGGGACCGGAUAUAAUCCAAAAACAGGCGUGUUUACCGCACCAGUGAAAGGCCUAUACCAAUUUAGUGCUCACAUGUGUACCCAUCCUGAUAACUAUAUUGUAUAUGCUAUUGUCCGAGAUGAUGAAAUCGUAGCCUUGAGUACACAAUGGGACAGUUCAGGCGGUUGUAGCUCAGUGAACGCGCUUGCUACGAUUAAUGCAGGACAGGGUGUUAAAGUCAAGUGCAUCCUUACUUCGGGCUCAGUUCAAAUUUUUGAAAACCAGCACAGGCGAAAUUCCUUCAGUGGAGUUCUUCUGCAUAAACAAUAAACAAUUUUGACAAUAGAAUU